Paramecium sonneborni is the source of this 985-nucleotide messenger RNA. The record is from the annotation of a GenBank genome assembly. Lineage: Eukaryota; Ciliophora; Oligohymenophorea; Peniculida; Parameciidae.
AUGUAAAAUUCAGAUAAUUCAGAUGAAUGUUAUAGUGAUGAUUAAUAAGAAUCACCUAGGUUUCUAUAUAAUUUUAAAGACAUAAAUUUAUAGAACAAAACUUUAUUGGCUGAAAUUAGAAUCAUAUGCAAAAACUUAAUCUAUGUGAUUGGUUUAGCUCCUUCAAUAGCAAAAGAGGAAGUAUCAAAUAUUUAAUUAAGUUAAAAGUAAUUAAAAAGACCAGAAUAUUUUGGUCAGUAUGGUUAAAUCCAAAAAUUAAUUGUUAUUUAGAGUAAUACUUUUAAUCCACCUUCACAUGCUGCUUAUAUUACUUAUAGAAAUGAGUAGGAAGCAUCUCUAGCUAUUUUAGUAAACAUUAUAUUUAAAAUUUAUGGCGUGUGAAAGAUUUCCACUUCAUGAUAGAUAUGUGAAAGCAUCUUUUGGUACAACCAAAUAUUGCACCAAUUUCCUUAAAGGAUAGUAAUGUAAAAUUAAAGACUGUGUUUAUUUGCACCAACAUCCAAAGGAUAAGGAAUCUACACAAGUCAUUAAAAAAGUAUUAUGCCUCUAUUCUAUGCCAGGAAGAGAUGAAUAAUUCUAAAUGGCUCUUUUCUUACUCCCAAAAAAUAGCAUAAGAAAAUUUCCAAAAAUUCUAUACCAAAAUUAACUACAAAAAUGCUCUAUAAAAAUCUAUCUUCCUAAAUACUUAAAAUAUUCUUGAUAGAAUGAUUGAAGAUAACAUUGUAGAUCGUAUUCCUGAGUAGCCAUAACCUCAAUUAUAACAAUAGAUCCAAGAAGAAACAUAACCAAUCGAAAUUUCUAUAUAAUAAUAAAAACCAAUAGAUAUUGAAAAACGAUUGGAAGCAAUUAUAUAAAAAAGUAUCAUUAUUUUAUUAUUAAAGUGGAUGGAGAUAGUAAUUCGAGAUUUAAAUUUACAAAUGGAAACUGUCCAUAAGAUUAUGAAGCAAUUCAAUAAUUGAAGUUAUCACUUCAAAAAUGAUUAUGG